AUGACCACCCGCUACGCCUCAGUGCACGACCCGGCGGUCCUCGGUGGCCCAGGUGACGCGCGCCCAACGGCACUCCAAAUCAUCAAGGACAACCAUCUCGAGAAUGGGCUCCGCGACAAAGUCAUUAUCGUAACAGGCACCUCGUCCGGCAUCGGCAUCGAGACGGUCCGCGCGCUCAAAGCCACCGGGGCCAAAGUCUACGCCGCGGCACGCAACCUCGACAAAGCCCGCACGGCGCUCAGCGACAUCCUCGAACCCGGCAAAGUCGAGCUCCUCCAGCUCGACACCGCAUCGUUCGCCAGCGUGCGCGCGUGCGCGAAGGAAUUUCUGUCCAAAGAAUCGCACCUCAACAUCCUCGUCAACAACGCCGGCAUCAUGGCCAUUCCCGAACGCCAACUCACCGCCGACGGGUGGGAAUCACAGUUCCAAACGAACCACCUCGGCCACUUCCUGCUCUUUCAACUCCUCAAACCGACGCUCUUGGCUUCCGCGACUCCCGAGUUCCCUUCGCGCGUCGUCUGCGUCUCGAGCGUCGGCCACCGCCAGUCGCCCAUCGUGUUCGACGACCUCAACCUGUCCGCGCCGGACGCGUACAAUCCGUGGAAGGCGUACGGCCAGUCCAAGACGGCCAACAUCUACAUGGCCAACGAGAUCGAGCGCCGCUACGGCCCGCGCGGCUUGCAUGCCUGGUCGCUCAUGCCCGGCGGCAUCAUGACCGGCCUGCAGGUCCACGUCGAUUUCUCGGCUAUGUUGGAUCUGCCCGAGGUCCAGCGCAUCAUGAAGUCGCCGGCACAAGGCGCCGCCACCACCGUCUUGGCCGCCGUCGACAAAGACCUGCACGGCAAAGGCGGGAAAUAUCUCGAGGACUGUGCCGUCGCGGAGCCCGUCAAGCCCGAGUUGGUCCAGGAGCUGGCCGUGUCGGGAUACGCGCCCUGGGCGUACGACGAGGAGGCCGCCAAGAAGUUGUGGUCCGUCAGUUGUGAGAUUGUCGGGGUGAGUGAUGACGAGUGA
Messenger RNA from Capronia coronata CBS 617.96, 1011 nucleotides. RefSeq lists its product as uncharacterized. Lineage: Eukaryota; Fungi; Ascomycota; Eurotiomycetes; Chaetothyriales; Herpotrichiellaceae. The record is from RefSeq and is a predicted model, not a curated record. The transcript has a single exon. The coding region runs from base 1 to 1011 and encodes 336 amino acids.